AUGAUACUCGAACCGAAGGACUUCCCGCAGAUGUGGCAAAAGCCGUCAAGUGAUGACUUACUCAGCACGCUGAAGCAACUGGAACUUAGCCCUCCGGUAUGGAGUCACAAGCGCAGGCGAUCUGAUAUCAUUCAUGAACAAGAGGCCACGGCGUAUUUCCGGCGCGAAGUGACGAUGUACCUAUCGUCCAUCAUCAAGAGCGGCCUCUCCUGGAUUGAGGACGAUGACAAGAAGGAGGAAGUAUGGUCAGAGGCUAGCCGCAGGAUGACGGAACGAUGUGGAAGAACCGCCAUGGGCGAGAUUACUCGGCGAUGGCCCUUUAGAGAAGAGGACCUCACGCCGACCUUUGAGCUCAUAAUCCGGGAGCCGCCCCUGACCGGCGACUCACUUGGUCUCAAGACCUGGGGGUCUUCUUACGUUCUCGCCAAGCACUUGCCAUCUAUUGGUUCGACAGCUCUCUUCCGGCUCUUUGACGAAUCUCUGGGCGAGCCGCGACCAUCUAUCUUGGAAUUAGGUUCUGGCACAGGCCUACUUGGACUUGCGGCGGCAGCUUUGUGGAAGGCUCAUGUAAUUCUCAGCGACUUGCCAGAUAUCAUGUCGAAUCUUUGCCAUAACGUCGAGGCCAACCGUGCCACGGUGGAGAAGCUGGGAGGUUCAUUGAACGCUGGUGCACUUACUUGGGGUGGCUCAGGGGAUGAGGAAAUUGAUCAGGAUCUCUUUGGCAAACGAAACCAGUUCAAGGUUGUCCUCGUUGCUGACCCCCUUUACGACGACUGUCAUCCAGGGCUUCUGGCAGGUGCUUUUUCUGAGCAGCUAUCAAUUGCAGACGAUGCUCGCGCAGUUGUAAUGGUCCCGCUACGAGACGAAACCACCAAGAAGCUUCUCAAGGCUUUCCGAGAUGCUAUGGGAAGCCAGGAAAACCCUCUACUAUGCAUUGAGGAAGGAACACUCGAUGGCCAGGAUGACUGGGGUGAAGACAAGGAGGGCACCGACGUGACUUGUUGGUGGGGAAUCUUUGCACGCAAGCAGCAAAUAUGA
This is a messenger RNA of Colletotrichum tamarilloi, 1038 nucleotides long. RefSeq lists its product as uncharacterized. The record is from RefSeq and is a predicted model, not a curated record. NCBI's taxonomy places the organism in Eukaryota, Fungi, Ascomycota, Sordariomycetes, Glomerellales, Glomerellaceae. Bases 1 to 1038 code for a protein of 345 amino acids. The transcript is spliced from 3 exons.